Messenger RNA from Malus domestica (apple), 1567 nucleotides. The record is from RefSeq and is a predicted model, not a curated record. Lineage: Eukaryota; Viridiplantae; Streptophyta; Magnoliopsida; Rosales; Rosaceae.
AUGGCGCAGGGCAUGCAAACUAGGGACAAGAAGGUGGACGAGUUGGAGAAGCAAGUGAGGCAAAUUGUCGAGUUUAUGGGGCAAUUUCGAGAGCAAGGCAAGUUGCCUAGCUCAACCGUGGUCAAUCCAAAAGGUGGAUUCGAAUCUGCAAAAGCUAUAACUUUGCGAAGUGGGAAGCACGUAGGAUCUGAACCCCAACACUCCAAAUCACGUUCUAACGAGGUGGAGGAGUUAAUGAUUGAAGAGGAAGAACAAAAACCACCCACGGCAAAGGUGUUUCCACCUUUGCCGCAAGCCCUAUGUGAUCCUACGUCAUCCAAUCUGUCCAAUAGAGCCACCAAGGAAACCCACGGCAUGCAUGAGGAUUCCAUUGCCGUGCCCCCUAGUGAAGAUACCAUUGAGAUGGUGGCUGCCCUUGAGUCAUUGCCAUCGCAAACUGGCUUAUUACCCAACGGCAACUUCGAGUACGGUCCAAAGCAAUCAGAACUCAAGGGCACAGUAGUGACAAACCCUCAUGCAAUUCCCAACUGGGAAAUCUCAGGCUUCGUCGAGUACAUAAAAUCAGGUCAAAAACAAGGCGACAUGCUGCUGGUCGUCCCCGAGGGUGGUUUCGCAGUCAGGCUCGGCAAUGAAGCCUCGAUCAAGCAGAAGUUGAAGGUCAAGAAAGGCGAGUUCUACUCCAUCACGUUCAGCGCCGCUCGGACGUGCGCACAGGAGGAGACGCUGAACGUGUCCAUCACUCCCAACCUUGAGAAAAGACACCGGGGAAUAAUGCCAAUCCAGACAAUGUACAGCAGCAAUGGAUGGGAUUCGUAUGCAUGGGGUUUUAAUGCAGAUUUUGAUGAGAUCGAGCUUGUGAUCCAUAACCCUGGUGUGGAGGAAGAUGCUGCUUGUGGCCCACUUAUUGAUUCUGUUGCUUUGAAGCUCUUGGCUUCUCCUAAACGUACUAGAGGGAAAAAGUUGAGGGCCAACUUGUUGAAAAAUGGAAACUAUGAAGAAGGGCCCUAUGUGUUUCCCAACACAUCAUGGGGAGUCCUAAUCCCACCCCACAUAGAAGACAACCACAGCCCACUACCAGGCUGGAUCAUCGAGUCUCUCAAGGCCGUCAAAUACAUCGACUCCAAGCACUUCUCCGUCCCCGAAGGCUGGAGAGCCAUCGAGCUGGUCGGCAAAGAAAGCGCAUUGGCCCAAGUCGUCUUCACCUUGCCCGGAAAACUGUACGCACUCACAUUCACCGUCGGCGACUCCAACAAUGCCUGCGAAGGCUCCCUUGUCGUCGAGGCGUUUGCCGGCAAAGACAUCCUCAAAGUACCGUACCAGUCCAAAGGCAGAGGUGGGUUCAAGCGCACCAGGUUCCUUUUCACCGCCGUGGGGCCACGCACCAGGAUCAUGUUCUAUAGCACGUUUUACACCAUGGCCGCCGACCACUCUGGGUCUCUGUGCGGCCCCGUCAUUGACGAUGUCAAGUUGCUUAGCGUUCGCAAACGUGUUUGAUGGAAUGCCACAGAUCGAGAAAAAGUUUCGCGGCUGCUUUGGUCUUUUAGCUGAUUAAGUUAUAUAUGUGUUU